AUGACUCAUGAGCAGCUUUUCGCCGUGAACAUCUCUCUGACGCCCGAGGGAGAUGCACACAGAGAAGAAAUCCUGGCCUUGCUCUUUGAGUACGUGGAGCAGGUGCGCGCUGCUGGGCCACAGGAGGAGAUCUUCAAGGAGCUCGCCUCCUUGCAAGAGAUCAACUUCGCCCACAAAGAAGACUCCCCGCUGCCGGACGACUUCGCCGCCUCCGCAGCCAUGGCCCUUCACAGAUAUCCGCCAAAGGAGGUCCUCCGCGGUCCUUUUGCCUUGGACGAGUGGCGGGCCGACGUGGUUGAGGAGUACCUGUCCAAACUCACGGCCGACAAUUGCCUGGUCUUCAUCACCAGCGAUGGCUUCAAGGAGGAGAGCGCCGCAGGCGAUGCUGAUGAGAAGGGCUGGAAGACCGAGCAGUGGUACAAGGUUGUGGCGGUGGUGGCGGUUUUGGGGUUCCUGGGCUUGGGCUGGAACAUGGCCGACCACACGGCAUCACAAGGUGACCUGGCCGCAGUGAGGAAGAUGUAUUCUUAUUGGGCGGACGGCAAGCUGGCGGGCAGCUCCUGCGUCGCAGCCGCCAAGCAGAUCGCUCUGGAGGACGUGGUCUACGACGCCUCCUCGGACGCGAUGCCCCACGUGGGCGGCGCCAAGGUGUACCACGGCCCGGCGGGGAUCUGUGACUUCGGCGCCUUCUUGGCCACCUUUCGGCAGCCGGACUACCGGCUAGUCGAGCAGCUGCACAGCGGCACGGGCACGGUGGUGGUAAAGGAGUCGCUGACCCCCACGGUGCUGGCCACCAACAAGACGGUGAAGCAGGCCAUGCAGAACCUUGUGGAAUAUAAGGUGAGAGACGGGAAGAUUGCCUCCAUGAAAGUCUACUGGGGAGAGCCUCAUACCUUUGACAGCCUGUUCCAUUGA
Messenger RNA from Effrenium voratum, 915 nucleotides. The record is from the annotation of a GenBank genome assembly. NCBI's taxonomy places the organism in Eukaryota, Dinophyceae, Suessiales, Symbiodiniaceae.